This is a messenger RNA of Drechmeria coniospora, 2544 nucleotides long. RefSeq lists its product as uncharacterized. The record is from RefSeq and is a predicted model, not a curated record. The transcript is spliced from 3 exons. Lineage: Eukaryota; Fungi; Ascomycota; Sordariomycetes; Hypocreales; Ophiocordycipitaceae. Bases 1 to 2544 code for a protein of 847 amino acids.
AUGCCAACUUCGCCGCCUUGCUCGCCCCGACGUCGGGUUCUGCAUGAGCGGACACCCUCGGAACGAAACAGGCUUCAGAUUCGUCCCGUCCCUUACAGCCCACCCCGUCUCUGCUCCGAGGAUCACCCCCCCGUAUCACCCUCUCGUUCUCUCUCGAACGUCGCACAAGACUGGCUCUCCUUUUCAAACCGGCAGCAGCAGGAGGACCAUGGCAAGCGAGCCUCAGUAUUUCUAGCUCCGGGCCUCCACGAUCCCUUGCAAUCCCAUCCGGUCCAUGACAACUCAGUCGUUCCAACGGUCGGUGCAGGUGGCGAUUUCCUGCGCCUGCCCCUUGGUACCCCUCCGGAUGCCGCAAUUCGCGGGCCCUCGCCCUCAACGUCAAGCCUCGAGGCUGCGACACCACCCAACUGGACAUCUCUGUACGAGUCUCCAGCGCGAGCAUUUCCUCCGCCGCCGGGACCCUUGGAUUCUUCAUCGGCCUCGUCGUCUCCUUCGCCAUCCCCCCGCCGUCGAGCCAGCAAGGUCGUUGCCGUCAACUUGGACAAGACCUUCUCCUUGCUUCCACAAUCCAACUUCCACCCUUCAGCCACUACCUCUUCGGGGCCUCAACCCUGUUCGCCAUCGGCCCCGGCCGCGUCGUCGGAUCACUCUCGCUCGAACCUGUUUGGUUCUGGUCUACCCAGCUUGCCUCGGACCCCGUUCUGCAAACAGCCUCUCUCCUCAGGGUCUCUAGACGCCAAAGUCCCGAAUCCCAACCUUCCAUCAUCACGGGACCAUCGCCUCCUGCGCAGAGUCCACACGAGAACCGUGGAUCAAGAUUCACGACCAUUUUUUCACCAGGGGCUACCCACUCUCAAUGAAGACAGUCCACGAAGCUCAUCCAUUGGUGUCCGACAUCUCCAGAAGCAGUCACGGUACUCCUCCUACUCACUCUCAACCGCAUCCGAAACAUCCAAUUACAAAACAUAUGCCUCUCCCGCAACAGUCGCUAAUUCAGCCGACACCGACGUGGAUACCCUACCUCCAGCCUGGAGUCCUUCCGACGCGGACGUCACUGGGGGUUCAUCUGCCGCGCGCUCCUUCCAACACCAGCAACAUUCAGUGCUCAGUGAUGCCGAACCAAACUACGUCGUUUUGCACGACAGCUCGUCUGCUUCAUCCGCCGUCGUUGGCAAGGGUCCCCGGCUCCGGCUCGAGUAUUCGAGGGAAAGCUUGCUUGUUCCCCCACUGAGACCUACGGCGAGGAGUUUGAUCAAUAGGUCUGACCGGUCGACGUCCGGCUCUCGAUAUUCCAUCCGCACAGCAUCAUUGGCUUCCUUCUCCAGCUCGGUCGUCGAGGAUGCCACCAGCUUCAUACUUGCCGGCGCGCCCACUGUUCAUAUGCCUCGCAGCAUCUUCAAACGAUCUGCUUCGCGUCGGACCAUCAACACGAAGGCGUUGGAGCCACAGUGGCCCAAAUCCCAGCAGCACCAAUUGAUCGCAACUGAGCGUGAAGGGGCGAACACGAGUGCCCCGUGCUCCGUGGCCCCUGCUCGAAGCCCACUGGCUGUCCACCUCUCGAAACUUGCACCGAUUCUUGACCUCGCACAUGCGAGAUCUGCUCGCAUAGCCAGGGAAGCUUCCGAGCCCCCCCACGUAGCACAUAGAGUCCUCCGCAGGGAUCCUAAUGGUACCGCUGCCAGACUUGUGCGAGACCACGACGAGCACGGCGAUGGCUUGGCAGAUCUAGAGCGGCUUCAUCAUCGUCCGUCUCGUUCUCGAUUAUACAGCCUCUUGUCUAGUCAUGCAUCCGACCGCAACAUAUGGUCGUCCUGCAGCUCGCAAAGCACGAAUUUGCGGUCGUCAAUUCCCGCUUGGGCCAGGGUUUAUUAUGGCAGCGGUGAACAUCGCUUCUUGGCUGCCCAGCCAUCGGCAGACUCGCUUCGGUCCCAGUACAAGCAUCGUUCGCAAGGCAGCUUCCUUCGCAGUCAACCGCCCAAUGAGCCCGCCGAGAUUUUGCAGGCCUCGUCUCGAACGCAUCAUCAGGAUGCGGCGUCCUCGCAACAGUAUUUCCCCGGCAUGGGUGGCGAUGUCGACAACGAAAUAACACGACACCAACCUGUGUCUAUAGCUCGCACGGCGAAGAAGCAAACCUCCAGCAUUUGGUCUCCACAUCUUCGCCAGGACAGACGCGCGAAACCAAGUAACUUUUGGGAGGCACAAUCUGCGGAAUGGUCUGGCGAUGGCGCCACUCAAGCCUACUCACGCAUGCAGCCUAUCUUUUUCAUUGCAGGCUUUGUUUUCCCCUUUGCUUGGAUGUUUGCUUCUUUUCUACCAAUCGCGCCGAGACCGAUAUUCGAGGUGGCAGAAGUACACAGCACCAGCCGCGUCGACAGAGAGAAGGAAGCCCAACAGCAGGUGCAUGAAUCUCCCGACGUGCACCGCUACGGCCGAGCCCGCUGGUGGAGAAAUCUCAAUCGAGCCAUGUCCAUAGUCGGCCUGAUUGUCAUCGGUGCUAUCAUUGCCCUUGUUGUCACCGGAUCCAAGCAACAGUGGACUCUGUAG